Protopterus annectens (West African lungfish) is the source of this 1091-nucleotide messenger RNA. Its product is annotated as motile sperm domain-containing protein 1-like. Gene Ontology annotation, cellular component: cytoplasm. Bases 258 to 1091 code for a protein of 277 amino acids. The transcript is spliced from 6 exons. The record is from RefSeq and is a predicted model, not a curated record. NCBI's taxonomy places the organism in Eukaryota, Metazoa, Chordata, Ceratodontiformes, Protopteridae.
UAUGUUCGUCGUAGAAGGAAGGUGCUUCAUCAGGAGGGCAAGGGUAUGUCAGGUGACCAUGUAAUGAAUUUUUUUUUCAUACAAGAAAGUGGUAUCAAGAGUGACCGCUAUCACUUUCGUUUCACCAGGAAAUUUGAAUACAUCAGCAAUGCUUGUACUGGUGUUUAGUGUUUGCGUAAACACUCGUUGCAGAUUUCCUGAAGUGGAAAAUCUCCUGAAAGGCCAUGUAGAUAAAGGCUUGCAGUAAAGAGCUGCAGAUGCGCCGGCGGGCACAGCAGGAGCAAGGCAAAGACCAGAGUGAGAGACAACAGGAAAGCAAGGGAUCAAGAUCUGAUCACAUCAUUCCACUGGGUCAAAAGCCCAGCAUUUCAGGAGGAAGAGUUCCAGUCUUUGUAUUCCCUGCAGAGCUUGCCUUUUAUGCCAGUGACCAAACAAGCCACAAGCAAGUCUUGACCAUCUACAACCCAUACCGAGCUGUACUCAAAUUCAAAGUACUGUCCACUGCACCAAACAAGUAUACAGUGAUUGAUGCUGAAGGCUAUGUGAAGAAACAGUCCUGUAUUGACAUUGUAAUCCGCCACAGAGAUAUUAGUGCUUGCCACUAUGGGGCACCCGACAAGUUUCGGAUAGAAGUAUUUGAAGAAGGCAACCAGAAACCUCUUGGCUGGAAGACUGUUUCUUCUGUCUUACUCCCUGCAAGAAAGGGGGAGAGCCCUGCGGAUAGGAAGAGAACACGAGUAACUACUGGUGAACGGUCUACAUGGAACUCUGCAUCUAUUGUUCCUGUUCGGCGAGGGUACGCUACCCCACCUCUUGUUCUUAUCCUGCUGGUGGCACUGAUAUGCAUUACUGUCUUAAUGCUGCCCCUUCAGGGGGACAGCAGCACCUUGGUUCCCAAGUACCUUCAUGUCACAGUUAUCCAGAAACUUGUUGCAGCGUAUGUGCUAGUCUCCUCUGACAAAUCUUUGAAGCCUUUGGAAAAGGCUAGUAGGGCACUCAAGAGAACUGGAGAGAAAGUCUAUUGUUUCUACUUUAGCCUUUACGGGCCAUCAGUUACUAUGUCUACAUCAGCUGACAAGCCUGGCCAGUGA